UGUUUUUGUUUCUGAUUUAAAGUUAUGAUACUGAUAAUGUUUUAAUAUCUUAAAUGCUUAAGUUACUAAAUGCUGUUAGUACUAAUAUUAAGUAAAUUAAAUUUAACUUUAAAAAAUGUAUCGUUUACCGAUUACAAAUAAAACGUCUCAUACAUUUUACAAAAUCCACAGGACAUUGACGUCCAAUAGCAUUAGGAACUCUUUCAUUGAAUACUUUUGUAAAAACCACGGGCAUAAGUUUAUAAAGUCUAGUUCUGUGGUGCCGUUAUGUGACCCCACAGUGCCCUUUGUUAACGCCGGAAUGAAUCAGUUCAAAGGAGUAUUCCUGGGUGUAGUAGAGCCACCAUGCGCGAGGGCAGUCAACUCACAGAAGUGUGUGAGAGUUGGUGGCAAACACAAUGACCUGGAGGUGGUGGGGAUGGAUGGUCAUCAUCACACUUUCUUUGAGAUGUUGGGGAACUGGUCCUUUGGCGACUAUUAUAAGAAAGAAGCAUGUCAAAUGGCCUGGGACCUGCUUCUGGGUCCAUUUCGCCUGAAACCUGAAGACCUGCUGGUGACAUACUUUGGUGGGGAUGUUGUUAUAGGCUUACAAGAGGACAGAGAGUGCAGAGACAUUUGGAGAUCACUUGGUGUGCCAGCGAGCAGGCUGCAGGCGCGCGGGGCCUCAGACAACUUCUGGGAGAUGGGGGCGACAGGCCCGUGUGGGGCUUGCACCGAGUUGCACUAUGUGGGAGCAGAUGGCAGCCUCACUGAGAUAUGGAACCUCGUCUUUAUUGAUUGUAACAGAGAAGGCGAUGGGUCGGUGAAGCGACUGCGGCGCCAGCACGUGGACACCGGCAUGGGUCUGGAGCGCGUCGCCGCGCUGUUGCAAGGGGUGCACUCCAACUAUGACACAGAUCUCUUCAGGCCAUUGAUGGAUGCCAUACACAGGAACAGCAAAGGAGUGGGCGCGUACAGCGGGAGCUACGAGCCGGACGCGGCACUGGACCAGGCGUACCGGAGGCUGGCGGACCACGCGCGCAUGCUCAGCGUCUGUCUCGCAGAUGACGUCUUCCCCGUAGCCAGUUUAAAUUUGAAACAAAUAAUGCGUAAAUCGUUCAAGAUUUGUACGGACGUCUUCCAAAACCCUCAACUCUUGAACCGGCUGUACGCAGAAGUCGCCUCGAGCCUUGGAGAUACAUAUCCAGAGUUGAUCGCUAAACAAAACGACGCCAACCUAAUCAUAGACCAUGAGAGAGAGUCGUACGCCAAACUGCGCGCUGAUCUCAGGAAGAAAUGGAAAGGUCUGAUCCAGAAAUACCCGGAGGUAGAGACACUGGCUGACAUCGAGCUGGCAGGCUUCCCGCUGGGAUAUACAGAGUUUAAAGAGACAAUGUCCAAAAUGAAGUGUGCGACAAUACCCGGAGAAAUAGUAUUCAAGUUGUACGACACGCACGGCUUCCCCGAGGAUGUCAUACAGAGAAUAGCCACAUUGAACAAUGUAGAUAUUGAUAAGAGAGGAUUUUGGAAUCUCCUCGCUCGCCACAAAUCUAAACAUAAGACCGCUUUCAAAGAACGAGCGCAGAAGGAGCUCGCCUUCGAUAACAUUAUUGACAGGUUGCUGAAGAGUAACAUUACACGGACAGACGACGCUUACAAAUAUCAUUAUUUAUAUGAGAACAAUGAGGUACUGUUCCAGCCGCUCCAGUGUAAUCUAGUCGCCAUUGUGAACGAAGACGGCGAAUGGAUCGACUUCUUGGAUCCGUGCGAAACCGCUCCCUACUAUCUAGUCACCGACAGAACUAAUUUCUUCUGCGAGGAAGGCGGCCAAGAGGCGGACACCGGCCUCUUGACAAUUAGUGAUCAUGUUUAUAUGAAAGUGGAGAAAGUGUUCAAAGUGCGCGACUUCGUGUUCCACAAGGGACACUUCGUAGUGAACAGAAGCGGUGGGAGGUGCUACGUGCGGUGCGGGGUGGGGGCGGGGGUGGAGGUGCGGGCGGAGGUGUGCGGGGCGCGGCGCCUGCGUCUCAUGCAGCACCACACGGCGACGCACCUGCUGCACGCGGCGCUGCGUCGUCUGCUGCCGCGCACCGCGCUCUGCCAGACCGGCGCCGCCGUCACGCCCGCCGGCCUCGCACUCACGCUCGCUCUCUACGGCGACAAGCUGACGCACCAGGUCUUGCUGGACGCAGAGGAACUCGUCAGGGCGGCGAUCCGCAGCGACGCGCCGGUGUGCACGCGCGUGGUGGACGGCGUGAGGCUGGCGGAGGAGGGCGGAGCGUUACGCGUGCCCGGGGAGGCCUACCCCGAGCGCGGGCUCCGGCUCGUCGUCUGCGAGGCCCCCGGGCUCGUCUCCAGGGAGCUGUGCUGCGGCACGCACGCGCCGUCCGCCGGCUCGCUGCGGGAGUUCUGCGUGAGUGCGGUGCGCGGCGCCGGCGGCAACGCGCCCACAGUGCACGCGCUCGCUGGAGACGCCGCGCUUCAGGCGCACGAGUUGUUCUGCCACACGGAGAACCUGUGCGAGGUGGCGCGGCUGGGGGAGGCGGGGCGAGUGCGGCGCGAGGCGGGAGAGGCGCGGCGGCGGCUGGAGGCGCUGUGCGGGCGGGGCGCGAGGGGCGGGGCCGCGCCACUCGGGCGCGCCGCCGCCUGCCUGCAGACUCUGCGGCGGCUCGAGGCGCAGCCCGCGCCGACACCGACGCCUAAUGUUUGCACUGCCGGCAGACGCUUGGCGGAGGCGGAAGUGGCGGAGGCGAUGUGCGAGGCGCGGCGGGCGGGGCGCAGGUUCGCGGUGCACUUCGUCCGCAGCUCGUACCUGCUGAGCGGCGAGGGUACGGCCGCCGCGCUGGCCGCGGCCCCCGCUGCGCCCGCCCUGUCCGCCCUGCCCGUGCUGCUGCUGGCCUGCUCCGCCGGCGUGCUGCGCGCCUCCGCCUCCGUGCCGCAGGAGGACGUGUCGGAGGAGUUCAGCGCGGAGAGGUGGGUGUCGUGCGUGGCGCCCGUGCUGGGGGCGGAGGUGCAGGUGCCGGCCGCGCGCGACCCCGCCCUCUACGCGGAGCUGGCCGCCACCAAGGUGAGCCUGAUCACGUGCGAGCAGCUGGUGCAAGACGCGAUGCGUGUCGCCAUCAAAUACGCGCAGGCGCACGCGCGCGGUCACGCCCCCGCCGCCGCUCCCGACCACGCCCCCGACCACGCCCCGCCGGGCCAGGACCGACAGCACAACUAGCGACACGGCAACCUCAACCUCAAAUAUACAUAAGUAGUCCACCAGUCUGCUUAUAAAAUCUUCUAUCUGUAAAACUAUAUUCUUGUUCCAAAUUCAACCUCUCCCAAGAAGUUGUGCGAGAAUCAUGUAGAGAGUAUGAAAAUGUCUCAAAUUAAAUAAGUCUAUAUUGUAGAUGGUGUGUACACACACGCGUACUCACAACGUAAUGCGCUGUUGAUAUUUAAGAAAACCUUUACAGCCAAUUUUCAAUAAUAGUUAAUGUUAGCUAUUUUGGUGGUGACUGAGUCGGUGCUCCAGCUAUAUAACAUAACUUCUAUUGUACUUAUUUCGUACGCUGUUAUAAUGAUUAUAUUUAAAAUGUAUCUUGAUUUAUUUCUGAAAUGUUGUUUUAUUUCUUUUAUGA
This is a messenger RNA of Papilio xuthus (Asian swallowtail), 3602 nucleotides long. RefSeq names its product alanine--tRNA ligase, mitochondrial (gene AlaRS-m). Gene Ontology annotation, biological process: alanyl-tRNA aminoacylation. The transcript is spliced from 15 exons. Gene Ontology annotation, cellular component: mitochondrion; cytoplasm. The record is from RefSeq and is a predicted model, not a curated record. The coding region runs from base 116 to 3199 and encodes 1027 amino acids. NCBI's taxonomy places the organism in Eukaryota, Metazoa, Arthropoda, Insecta, Lepidoptera, Papilionidae. Gene Ontology annotation, molecular function: ATP binding; alanine-tRNA ligase activity; nucleic acid binding.